Molecule: messenger RNA, 865 nt
Organism: Melanaphis sacchari
Lineage: Eukaryota; Metazoa; Arthropoda; Insecta; Hemiptera; Aphididae
Exons: 4
Coding region: 150-692 (180 amino acids)
Source: RefSeq, a predicted model, not a curated record
AAAUUUCGCUCUUUAAAUACGAACGCAAGUCCGGAGAAAACAGGUAGUUAUUGGACAUCAACAGUCGAGGAGUCUCAUCACAUCCACACUGCAAGUCGACAUUUUCUAUCAUUUCUUCAUUGAACCGGAAGUCGAUAUACAAAAUAAUAAUGAGGGGAUACUUGACAAUUAUCGGUUUGGUGUGUUUGCAAAUACUGCGCGUAAUGUCGAUCAACCAAUACCCAGAGAAAAAAGUACAAAAUAUUUGGUUGACGGACAUGGACGACAGACAGUCCGCAUCCAGGAUCGAACGCAGUGAUCAGUUCGAAACGGCCAGUGACGUUAUAAUGAAGGACGCAAGUGUGUACCCAAAGAUUAUUCGCCGUGGGUUCGCAGGAGAGGAAUUUUUUUUGAAGGCAUCGAAGUCGGUGCCCAGGAUCGGUCGUAGGAAUAACGAUAUUCAAGAAUCACCCAAAAGAUCUUUGAGUAAAGAUCAAGUGAACAUGGUGGAAUACUGGCCGUACUUACACCCAAGCGACAUCAACGACUUGACUAGGAAACAUGACUUCGAUUUGCCGUACAACUGCCAACAACUGGACGCCAAAACCAUUUUUUUGGUUGACAUGUAUAACUUCGUGUGCAACGAUCAGUUCUAUUGCUGUGCGCCGGCGAAGCGCUCCAUAGCCAACUCUCCAAACGCGAAUUCCUUGUGAAAAUGCCAAGCACAUAUUAUAACAACACUAAAAUAAUCCUAAUAAUGUGUAGUCAGACUUAGAUAUAUGGGGAAUGUUUUUUUGCUUAUAAUUAUUAUUAUUAUUCAUGUUAUUCGUCACUUAUUUUGAGUGAUUUUAUUUACAGCUAAUUGCAAAAUAAUUAACUGCCUGUA